AAUUUGUUAUCCAGCCAUCGAUCGCCACGAACGACCAAAAAUAAUUGCCAAACUCAGCUUAAUCGAAUUUCCCGCCCAAAAACGCGCAAAACCUAACCACGAACCCGACGAAAUCGCAAACGAAACAGAAGAAAUUAAAAAAUUACAGCUGCCGCCCCGCCACCUAGCGUUGACUAGUUUAAAGUGCUACGGCAUUGUUUUGAAAGCUUAGUCGCGGAGAAAUGACUAAAAGUGGCACCUUUGUGUGUGAAUUUGUGUCUGUGUGUGUCGACAAAGGAAAGUUUUUAGCUAAAAGUGAAAUUUAAAUCGUCUAGGUCUAGCUGGUGCACGUUUGUAAUUAAUUAACAAUACCCGUGACUUGUGGAGGCACUCGCUGUAGACGCGCAGAACACAAUGCCAGGCGUGGUGACGCCAUCUUGAGCCCUCGAAACACAAUGCUCGAUCCGGAACUGUACGGUGGCAGCGGAGUGGACCAUCACCACUUCAAGAACCACCACCACCGGCACUACCACGGCGGGAUCGCCGUCGGCGGAGGUCACCACCACCACCGGCACACCCCGAGUGCCUCCUCGUCCGGAGAUCGCAAGUCCUCGUCGCGAUCCUCGCCCCGGUCACACUUUCACCAGCACGGCGAAGGCGAGAAGCUCCGUUACCAGAAUGCGUUCAGCUCGGGGGGUUCGGGAGCGUCCGGCGAGGGUUACUUCCGGUACUACCCGCACCAGCACAGCAGCUACUACGACCUCAGUGAAAAGCUGGACAGUCUGAACCUCAAGUCGGAAGGAGAGGGUGGUGAGCGGCGAAGAAACGACAGCAACAACAACCACAAUCACGGGCACAGUCACGGGCAUAACCACAGCCGGAGUGCGGAGAGGAGUAGCGUUAGUGUGAGCGUUAGCAACGGGAGUAGUGAGCACGGUGGGGGAGGAGGGAGUAGUAGAACUAGUGACGGAAGUGGUAGCAAGAAGAAGACGACGGUGGUGUACGUGGGGGAUGGGAGGAGCCGGGUGAGGAGGGUGGUGAGAACCCAGACCCGGCAUAUUACGGUGGUGAGCUACUCGGGCCGGAAGCGGGAGUCGGAGACGCACACGCAGCAUCAUGCGACGGUGUUGAGUUUUCCACAAAAGAUCGAUCGUCCAUCCCAGAUUUACUCGACACACCAUCAUCAUCCCGGUAGUGGUAGUGGUAUCCUGUCGGCCAGUGGUGCCAGCACCAGCAGCAAUGCCAGCAGUAGCCUCUGCGGAGGAUCAGCGGCGGCGGCCGUUGUUGCCAACAACGGUACCGGAGGGUACGUGUACCUGCCCCAGACGACGACCCAGCAGCACUAUGUGCAGCCCCAGCAGCUGGCGUACCAUCAUCACCACCAGCCCAACAGUUACCACCACAGCCAGCUCGGUGGCGGCCACCAGACGGCCAUGGCCACUCCGACGCUGCAAAAGGGCUCGAUCCGGAGUAAUGGCGAAGUGCUCAAGCGGACCCGCGGUCAGAAUGCGUAUGAGCUAUCGCAGGAUCUGUUGGACAAGCAGAUCGAACUGUUGGAGCGCAAGUACGGCGGUGUCAAGGCACGCCACGCCGCCCUCACAAUCCAGCGCGCGUUCCGGCACUACACGAUGGUGAAGAAGUUCGCGUCGAUCACGGCGAUGGCCAAGGCGGAGAAGCGCAUGAGCAGGCGGGUUCAGCACCAGCAGCACCAGGCCGAGCUGGAGAUGAUGCAGCAGCAGCAGCAGCAAGGCCAUCUAGCGGAGGAAGGACAACUGUACGAGGACGGUAGCCUGGUGGGAGGAGCGGGAGGCGUUGGCGGCGGUCAGCGUGUUUGUGCCACAAUCUCCGCCACCCCGCCGGGAACGCUGCACCACCGGGUCACUCCGGUCCGGUCAAUGUCCCUGCGCGAGCGUCGUCUCGACUCAAGCCCGAUUCCGCGCAGCCAGUCCGGAAAUGCCAGCCCUGCCCCACCCGCCACCGCCUCCGCCAACAGUUCAUGGACGCAGGGCCAGAUGUGCACGACGGUUCCCUCGUCCGGUGGCGGCCAACAGCAGCAGCAGCCGUACUCACAUCCCCAUGUAAAUAUUCUGCACCAGCAGCAGCAGCAACAGGCACAAGCUUACUACGCCGCCGCGGGUGGCCAGGGCCAGAUUCUGCCGUCUACGUACCAAAGCAGCCAAUACGGAUCGCAGGAUCUGAACGUGAGCGGCGGCAGUUCCGUCCUGGAUUCGACCAUUUCGUCGAUGAAUCUGUCGUGGAAUUCGACCGGCGGACAACCGAUCGUGGCCACCGCCGGCGGUUUGCCACACGGGCACUGUCCGUACACGCCGCACUACACGGCGGCGCAGAUUUACAUGCGUCCACGUGGCAUCGGAAUUGGCAGCUCCGGCGGAAGUUCCGGUUCUGCGGCGAGCAGUUGUAGCGCGAGCCGCAAAGUGCCACCGGAAGUACCAAAGAGGACGUCCAGCAUAACGUCCGCCCAGCACACGCCAAACCGCUCGUUGAGGCCAAACGGGUUGUGUAAAACGGCGGAGAACGGUUCGCUCAGUUCGGUUCAAUCUUCCGGCAGCGAUUCGUCGGCAUCGGCGGAGCGAAUGCAGGGCGUGGAGAUCGGUUCCGAUCGGUCCAGUUCGCCCCAGUGGAAGCGAAAGGGACCGGGCAGCAGCAGUGGAAGCGCCAGCGGAAUUCAAAUCAACGCCCAAAGUCCGGACCAUCUGAUUGGGGCCACGGUCACGGCGGGUGUCGUCGGAUCCGGAGGAAGUGCCAACGUCACCAUCAGCAGCAUCGAGAACGAAUGUCUCAGCUCGCACACUAGCGCCGCCCAGUACUCGAUGGAGCAGCACGACCAAAUUGUCCACACGCCCACCAGCUAUAAAGUCUCGGAGACGAUCCGGAAGCGACAGUACCGCGUGGGCCUAAAUCUCUUCAACAAAAAGCCCGAACGCGGCAUCACCUACCUGAUCCGGAAGGGCUUCCUCGAAAACACCCCCCAGGGCGUGGCCCGGUUCCUCAUCUCGCGCAAGGGCCUCUCCCGGCAGAUGAUCGGCGAGUACCUCGGCAACCUGCAGAACCCCUUCAACAUGGCCGUCCUCGACUGCUUCGCCGGCGAGCUGGAUCUCUCCGGCAUGCAGGUGGACGUGGCCCUGCGCAAGUUCCAAGGCUACUUCCGGAUGCCGGGCGAGGCGCAGAAAAUCGAACGCCUCAUGGAGGUCUUCUCGACGCGCUACUGCCAGUGCAACAGCGACAUCGUGGCCCGGCUUCGCUCCCACGACACCGUCUUCGUGCUCGCCUUCGCCAUCAUCAUGCUCAACACGGACCUGCACACGCCGAACCUGAAACCCGAACGUCGGAUGCGGGCCGACGACUUCAUCAAGAACCUGCGCGGAAUCGACGACUGCGGCGACAUCGAUCGAGACAUGCUGACCGGAAUCUACGAGCGCGUCAAGGCGAACGAGUUCAAGCCCGGCUCCGAUCACGUGACGCAGGUCAUGAAGGUCCAGGCGACGAUCGUGGGCAAGAAGCCGAACCUGGCGCUGCCCCACCGUCGACUGGUGUGCUACUGUCGGUUGUACGAGAUUCCGGACAUAAACAAGAAGGAGCGGCCGGGCGUGCACCAGCGCGAGGUGUUCCUGUUCAACGAUCUGCUCGUGAUAACCAAGAUCUUCAGCAAGAAGAAGAGCUCCGUCACGUACACGUUCCGGAAUAGCUACCCGCUGUGCGGAAUGGUCGUCACGCUGCUCGAUGUUCCAAACUACCCGUACUGCAUCCGGCUCUCGCAGAAAGUCGACGGCAAGGUGCUGGUCACGUUCAACGCGCGCAACGAGCACGACCGCUGCAAGUUCGCCGAGGACCUGCGCGAAUCCAUCAGCGAGAUGGACGAGAUGGAAACGCUGCGCAUCGAGGCCGAACUCGAGCGGCAAAAGUCGGCGCGGGGUGGCCAACGCAGCACCAACAGCGAAAACCGCGACAGCGGCGUCGCGGACGUCGAGGUCGGCCAGUUCCAUCCCAGUGCCGGCGGUGGCGGACUCCAAGGUAGCGGUUCGGUCGGCGUCGGAGGCGUCGGCGGCGGAGUUUCGCCCAGCGACUGCGGAAUUGCACACACACAUAGCGAAGCACAGUUGAAGCGAAGCGCGCUUAGCAAUUCACUCUUAGAUAUGCACGAACAAUUCGGCAAUGAGAAGCCCCAACGACGCGGUAGUGUUGGCUCGCUCGACAGUGGAAUGUCGAUCUCAUUUCAAUCCACCUCCGCGAGCACCGGCUCCCGUAGCGACAUCAAGGUGAACCGGAUGCUCUCGCACAGCAACACUUCCGGCCAGAUCAUCAUGCAUGCCGGCCAGCAUCCCACCGCCCUGAUGGGCGCCAUCUAUCACCAGCAAAUCCUGCAACAGCAGCAUCCGCAUCCGCAGCCACCGCCGACGCAGCCAGGCGUGAUGACGACGCAACCACCCCAACAGAACGUGGUGGUGACGCAGCCACCGCAGCAGCUCGCAACCGGAGCGAUACGGCGCGAGCGGAAACUGUCGCGACCGGAGGAGGGCGCCACCAUGGCGGCUGCGUCCGCUUCCGGCAGUGGCGCCAACUUUGGGCGCUCCACCGAAGUUUAAAAUGUAAAUAUAGCAGAGACACAAACCAAAAUUGUUUAGUCCUGUUUCAGUAGGUGUUUUCGCUCCCACCCCGAAAUAUCCAGCGUUUCUGUCGAGGUUAAGUCGCGCAAAAAAA
Molecule: messenger RNA, 4698 nt
Organism: Culex quinquefasciatus (southern house mosquito)
Lineage: Eukaryota; Metazoa; Arthropoda; Insecta; Diptera; Culicidae
Product: IQ motif and SEC7 domain-containing protein 1
Biological process (GO): regulation of ARF protein signal transduction; actin cytoskeleton organization
Molecular function (GO): guanyl-nucleotide exchange factor activity; protein binding
Source: RefSeq, a predicted model, not a curated record